This is a messenger RNA of Torulaspora globosa, 255 nucleotides long. It is a transcript of the gene YOS1, whose product is annotated as Yos1p. Bases 1 to 255 code for a protein of 84 amino acids. The record is from RefSeq and is a predicted model, not a curated record. Gene Ontology annotation, cellular component: COPII-coated ER to Golgi transport vesicle; endoplasmic reticulum membrane; Golgi membrane. The transcript has 3 exons. Lineage: Eukaryota; Fungi; Ascomycota; Saccharomycetes; Saccharomycetales; Saccharomycetaceae. Gene Ontology annotation, biological process: endoplasmic reticulum to Golgi vesicle-mediated transport.
AUGCUUUUUGGACUAGGAAGACUGUUUUACGUGAUUCUUUUACUGAUAAAUGCGGUUGCUGUGCUUAGCGAGGAAAGAUUUUUGAUAAGAAUUGGACUCGGACGGAAUAGCAACGAUGGGCCAGUAUUUGGUCAAGAAGAGAAUUCGACAAAAUCCAAAGUGGUUCAACUCAUCGGGGCAGUUCAGACACUAUUAAGAAUUCCCUUGAUUGGCAUCAACGUCUUGGUGAUAGUCUAUGAAUUAUUAUUAGGUUGA